Molecule: messenger RNA, 5386 nt
Organism: Astyanax mexicanus (Mexican tetra)
Lineage: Eukaryota; Metazoa; Chordata; Actinopteri; Characiformes; Acestrorhamphidae
Product: synaptic vesicle glycoprotein 2C-like
Exons: 14
Coding region: 475-2652 (725 amino acids)
Biological process (GO): transmembrane transport; chemical synaptic transmission
Cellular component (GO): membrane
Molecular function (GO): transmembrane transporter activity
Source: RefSeq, a predicted model, not a curated record
UUUCUUUCUUUCUCUCUGUUCAUCAUCAUCCCUCCCUCCCCCUUCUCUCUCUCUCUUUUCAUCCCUCCCCCACUUCCCCCACCUCUCUCUCUCUCUCUCUUUCUCUGUUUCUUCUACUACUGCAGAGAGGAGCUGCUGCUGCUGCAUCGCCAGAGAGGAGAGAAGAACUACAGACAGAAGGAAAGAAGGAAGAAGAAGAAGGGAAGCCCCGCUCGCGCUCCAGUACAGUGUGUAUUAGGGAUGCUGGUGCACACCGGCGCGUGAGCGAUUACCCCUCGGAAAAGCCGAGAAAGAGAAGAGCGCGCGAGGGGAGCACUCCUCUCCGGUGUGUUUUGGUCAUUUUAGAUGGACACUGCUUCAUGAAGUGGACGUAGAUCACCACAGCCUGACUGAGCUCUUCUUUAAAUAGUCGUCUGUAACGUUUAGGACGUUUGGGGCGUUUGGGACGUUUGCUAGACGGUUGGACGGUGUAGGAUGGAGGACCCGUACAGGGAGAGGACGUCUCUGGCCCGCGGAGCUCGAGACAUCGCUAAAGAAGCCAAACGACACGCCGUCAAAAAGGUCAACAAGGUCGUGGACCGCGCUUCAGACGAGUACGCGGGUCGAUCCUACAACCGGUUUGAGAAUGAUGUGGAGGACGAUGAGGACCGGUACUACUAUCAGGAUGGGCAGGUGCAGCAGAGGGAGGAAGAUGAGGGCUCCAGUGAUGCAACUGAAGGUCAUGAUGAUGAAGAUGAGAUCUAUGAGGGCGAGUACCAGGGCGUGCCGGCAGAGGGCGGGGUUCAGAUGGCGGUGGGACGUCCCGUGGUGGACGGGAUGAAGGACAGGAAGGAGCUGGAGAAGGAGCGGGAGGCGGAGGAGGAGGAGCUGGCGCAGCAGUACGAGCUGAUCAUUCAGGAGUGUGGGCACGGCAGGUUCCAGUGGCAGCUGUUCCUGGUACUGGGGCUGGCGCUGAUGUCUGACGGGGUGGAGGUGUUCGUGGUGGGCUUCGUCCUGCCCAGCGCCGAGACCGACAUGUGUGUCCCCAACUCUGGAGCCGGGUGGCUGGGGAGUAUUGUGUAUCUGGGAAUGAUGGUGGGAGCGUUUUUCUGGGGUGGGCUGUCGGAUAAAGUGGGCAGACGGCAGUGUCUGCUGGUCUGCAUGUCUGUAAACGGUUUCUUCGCCUUCCUCUCUUCGUUCGUGCAGGGCUACAGCACCUUCCUCUUCUGCAGGAUGCUCUCCGGGUUUGGGAUUGGAGGGGCAGUACCCAUCGUGUUUUCGUAUUUUGCGGAGUUCCUGGCGAGAGAGAAGCGUGGGGAGCACCUGAGCUGGCUCUGUAUGUUCUGGAUGAUAGGGGGCAUCUACGCCUCUGCCAUGGCCUGGGCCAUCAUCCCACACUACGGCUGGAGUUUCAGCAUGGGCUCGGCGUAUCAGUUCCACAGCUGGAGAGUGUUUGUGGUGGUGUGUGCGCUGCCGUGUGUGAGCGCGGUCGUAUCCCUCACCUUCAUGCCUGAGAGUCCGCGCUUCUACCUGGAGCACGGGAAGCAUGAUGAGGCGUGGAUGGUGCUGAAACAGAUCCAUGACACCAACAUGCGCGCCAGAGGAGAGCCUGAGAAAGUCUUUACUGUAAACCGUAUAAAGAUCCCCAAGCAGCUGGAUGAGCUGGUGGAGAUGCAGUCGGAGUCGGCAAACCCUGCAGCUAAAGUGCUGUUCCGCAUCCGGAGCGAACUCAGAGGGAUCUGGACGACGUUCCUGAAGUGCUGGGAUUACCCUGUAAAGGACAAUACAAUCAAGCUGGCGAUUGUGUGGUUCUCUCUGUCUUUUGGGUACUAUGGUCUGUCGGUGUGGUUUCCUGAUGUUAUAAAGCACCUGCAGGCGGAUGAAUACGCGUCACGCGUGAAGAUCCACAGGAACGAACGUAUCGAAGACUUCACCUUUAACUUCACCUUGGAGAACCAGAUCCACUCUAACGGACUCUUUCUCAACGACAGGUUCGUCAGUAUGAAGUUUAAGUCGGUCACGUUUAAAGACUCCACCUUCCAGAACUGUUACUUUGAGGACGUCACUUCACUCGGCUCCUUCUUCAAAAACUGCACCAUCUUAGACACCUUCUUCUACAACACAGAUAUUGACGACUCAAAGUUCAUCGAUUCAUCUGUGAUCAAUAGCACCUUCGCUCACAAUAAGACAGGAUGUCAGAUCACGUUCGAUGACGACUACAGCGCCUACUGGGUCUACUUUAUCAACUUCCUGGGGACGCUGGCCGUGUUGCCAGGCAACAUAGUCUCCGCCCUCCUCAUGGACAAAGUUGGGCGAUUAAGCAUGCUGGGAGGCUCGAUGGUGUUGUCUGGUAUCAGUUGUUUCUUCCUGUGGUUCGGCACCAGCGAGUCGAUGAUGAUUGCUAUGCUGUGUUUGUAUAACGGCCUCAGUAUAUCAGCCUGGAACUCACUGGACGUGGUCACAGCUGAGCUUUAUCCCACUGAUAGAAGGGGUACUGGUUUCGGGUUCUGUAACGCUAUGUGUAAGCUAGCAGCCGUGUUGGGUAACCUCAUCUUUGGCUCGUUGGUCGGCAUCACUAAAGCCAUUCCCAUCCUGCUGGCGUCCGGCGUGCUGGUCUGCGGCGGCCUGGUGGGACUGCGGCUCCCGGACACCCGCUCCAACGUCCUCAUGUGACCCCGACCUCCGUCCAAUCACCUCUAACCCAAGAGUCGCCACGGAAACAAAGAGGACACUCCGGAUCGGAGCAGAUGCAACAGGCUAAAACAUCGAAUACACACCGUCGUCCGAUUACUCAUCACAUCAUCUGCUGUUACUGAUCUGAUUUAUUUUAUUUAUUUAGUUUCAGUAGAGUUUUAAUUAGACCAGACGCUGCCGUCUCAAGAGUUCCUCCAUCCAAUGCCUCAACUGAGUCGCCCAGAAUCUCGCAGUGCCAAACGGAGUCUUGAGAAGAACAGCAGCGUGUUCGAUUUUAUAUUAGAAAAUUAUUUUCAUUAUCAGGGGUCUGUUUCACCAAGCACAUUCACACUUAUUCAAGUGUAGGGAUACAGUAUAUAAAUAUACUAAAAAUAUAUAUUAUAGAAUAUAUACUAUAUAAAUAUACUAAAAGUUAACUAGAAACAUUCUAAAGAGGAGAAUGGGUUCGUCUCACACUAGAGGGCGCUUAAAUGAAUGGGUUCAUAUGGGAGAUUUGACAAAAAAAACGUAGCUUUCAUAUGUUCGAUCAUUUUUUUAUCCUGAAAAAUUAACAUAUAUUCACUCAACACAGAAUAAUAACAGAUGUUUCAUUGUUUCAGUACCACAGAAAUCCUUUUAAACUUCAGUUAUAAACCCUUUAAAUGUGCUCUGGCUGUAUCUUCAGCAUCAGUAAUGCUACUGCCUCUGUUGUCUAAAACGCUUUACUAUAGAAAAAUGGAAAUUUAGGUAAGAUUGCUUUAUUUCUUAACAAAAUACUUUCAAGAAAAAAUUCAAGGAAAUCCUAGCGCCAUUUAGCUUAAAUCACCUUUAUCCAUUGAUGCCUCGCUUUGAAAAGUCUUCAGAAAUAAAGUCUGCCCCCUAGUGAAAGCCUCCAGAAGCACACACAUAGCACAAAAGGAAGUAUAUGAAAGAUUUUUCAUAUUUCCAAGGCAAAGAGAAAGAAAGUAGCUUUAUCUCUUGAUUUUAAAGGUGCGGAUCAAAAUUACAGGUGUGAAAAAGGUCAAAAACCUAAAAAGAGUCCAGGCCUAAGAACCAGAAGAAUUUGGUCUGACCAAGUAUUCACAUGCUUCUCUGGUCCGGAUCAGUUAAUGAUUUCUUGGAGUUUACUUGGAGCGUUUCCCUCUCGGUUUGGUUUGUUUUCACACAGGCACAAACCAAAACACGCCAAAAUGCGCACCAACAAACCAUGUGAGCGUGUUGUCUCCUCUCACACUGUAUAUUAAGUGCAGUGUGAAGCUACUUUAACACUGAAUGCAAAAAAAAAAUACUGUUAUGCUUUUAAACAGUGUUUUGUGAGCAGUGAGCGCUGCACAUGCAGAGUUCAGUGUGUAAACAGCUGAGCAUGGAGCAGCAGCAGAUACAGCAUUUGUUCAUAGCUUUGGUAGUAAUAAAUCAGGUUUAACUGCACCUGAACAGCCGUUUCACUCAAAUAAAAGGCAUAUAUUUAAUCACACGUUUUCAUUACAAACAAACAGAUCUGGUGUUCAUUUGGAACCGAAUCAAGACUACAGUUUUCACACCUGCCCAAACGAACCGCAUGAUGAAUGAAUAUAAAGAAAUCAGAAGCCGCUUUAAUGCCUUGGUUUUAAAGGUUUAAAGAUUACUCUGCUUCGUGAGACAGACCCCUGAUCUGAUCUAUUGUCAAUUCUCAUUACUGUGUUAAAAAAUGAUUUUAGCUAUGAUUUAUUUUGUUUUAUUAGACCUAAUCUCACCUGAAGUGGACGAUGUUUAAGCCUCUUACACCUGAGCAAAUCCAUCCUGAGUAAAAAUAAAGGCCAUAGAAAAUAUCACGAGUAAUAACAGCAGCUAUUGGUGUUAGUGUAGGCUCACUCUCUGCUGACCUCUGACCUCUGCUACUGACACGUCUUAAUAAGAACAGAAUACAGCUCUUCUCCUUUUCCUCCUCUUUUAUAACUAUUUCAAAGCUGGCAGAAGAAAUCAUCACAGCGGAAAGGCUUUACACUCUGUUGUCUUUGUGAACCGUGUGCUCCGUUUAAGCUUAUUUGCAGGGGCUUUGCUUUAGAGUGCUUGUGGUUUGAGUUCCCAUACCAAAAUCUGAUAAAUGGCCAUAUAUUCAUAUAUAUAUACAAAUAUAGAGAGUUUGUUAUAGUAGUAUUAUAUGAUUCAUUAAUCUGUUGUCUUGUUUCAGGAUAAUAUAUCUACUUAAAGACUAUUGUUCUUCUGUCAAUUAAUAGAUUAAUCUAUUUCUUGAAUUAGAUAAUAAUAAUAAUAAUAAUAAUGCUAUAAUUACAAUUAAAGAAAUAAUGCUUUUGAUAGAAGUCAUUGUACCAAGAUUUUUAUUACAAAUCAUUUUGGAGCAUUUCUAUUGGUCAAUUCAUCAUGAACUUCUGAUACAAUAUAAAGAACAAAAGGCUUUUGUCUAACUAAGACAAAGUUUUAUUUAAAAAAAUGUUUUUUAUGACAGAGUGGACCAAUAGAAAUGCUCCAAAAUGAAUAAAAUUUUCUAGCUUUGACCUUCAUUGUACAUUUUUUCCUUUUUCUUUAAAAGUGCCAAAAUAUAAACAGAGUACUGUAUAUCUAUGAUAUAUUAUGUCAGUAUAUGUUGAGAUGUGGGUACGAUACAGUAUAUGACUAAUAUAUGAUUUUGAAAUACGGGUCAGAUAUGUAGUAAGUUAUACGAAUAAUUUAUUUUGAUGUGAUAAAUACUGGACAUAUUGGAUAUUAUUACAUAGUUAUAUAAUAUAAUAUAAUA